UCUCCAAAGCCAUAUUGCAUACAUGUUAUGAGAAGACAGUUUUGUCUCAAUCUAAGGGACACAGGCUGUAGAGAUGACUCAGCUGAUAUAGGCUCAGCUCACAAGAAAAGGACAGUAUACAGAGAGAGUGUGUCAAAAUUAAUGUUGCUCUCUGUGGGCUAAGUUAGCUCUCUGUUCACUGGUGGCAUGCAUGAGAUUGUGAACGACGCUGUCAGGGCAGGACUGGGAUGCACCCCGACCGUCCUUAUCUGGCUUGUGUCUUUCCUUACGCAGUUGAGGAAACCAAGAACUAGAUGUUUAGUAAAAGUCCUCGUGGCCGAGGCAGGACUGGCACAUAGCUAUCUUCCUCUAGGGCGACAUGACUUCUGGUUCAUCUUCAUGCAAGUGGUAUUCCUGCUGCAGGACAGAGAGCAGUUCUUGAUAGUUUUAGCUUUAUGAUCUAGGUGGUCAAUCCCAGUUUGGUCCCAUGUUGGUUUUCUUGCACAUUGAGACAAGUUUUCCAUCGCUUAUUAACAGCACUCUCUUGGUUACUGACUCUGCCUUAUUCCAGUCUUGCAAGUAGAUGGGAAUGCCUGAUAGUUGGUGUAGCAAAGAAGCAGCAGUGUCAAGACUAGGAAAGAACAGCAUUUGUACAAUGGACUGAGUAAUAAUUUAUUCCUCACAGUGUGUGUGUGUGUGUGUGUGUGUGUGUGUGUGUGUGUGUUGUUAGAAUCUGUCACCUGUGGCCAGUAUGUAAGGUUAACAGUUGUAUUGGUUAUUCUUGUAGUUUUUUAGUUGUAAUAGUUUUGGGGAAAAAUUGCUGGGCCUGACUAUUUUGUUUUUGUUGUUAUGGUUGUUGUUUUUAAGUAAAGAUGGAUAAGUAAGUAGAUCUAGACUAGAAGGAAAAUACCAGAGUUUUUCUAGGGUUGCCUGUAAGUAAGUACACAUUUUAGUUACAUGAAAUAGAGAAAGUCUACGUAGAUAAUGUAAAUGCCGGGGUAAUAGCAGUGGCUGAAUCUCGGGAUGACAGCCUCUCAUCCCUUCUAAUGUCAACUUAAGGCAAAUCAUUUUAGUCACUGUCUGCAGUUUGCUUCAGAGACAAGCAGAUGUGAAGCUUCUGGGAAGAGAUAAUGCCUAGGAGAGAGUUUAAACUGAUAGUAAAUUCCCAUUACAUUAUUCACCUCCAAAGCUAUAAUGUGUAUUUUGUAGCCAGCGGGUCAUCGUCUUCCCAGUAGCGUGGAAGAAUUGACUUAUUUGCAUGAUUUUGUCAGGAUCUUGAAAUUUAGUGACAGAGGUAGAAAACUUCUAAGGGAGGGACAUGAGACAGAUGGGUUUUCUUUUCUGUAGUGAAUAAUGCCUUGUCUGUUGUUUUUGGAGGGAGCACUGUUUCUGACAGUAGAAGACAUUUAACCAAUAAGAAGUUUGUUUUAGAUGAGAAAAGCUAGACUAGAGGCUGCCACCGUGUUAGAUGGACAAUUGAGUGACAGGAGCCUCAGAUAAGACAGGCAGGAGACAGGCAGACAGGGCAUGCGCAGUGGGGACAGGCAGACUGAGACUCUGAGAUUUGUGAAUGUAAAUUUAGCCACUGACUAAGCCUAGAAGAUGACUCUUCUGGAAAUGCCACCCACUUUCAGAUGGGAUUACCCAGACAAAUUAGAGACAGAGGGAGGGAGUGCUACCUGGGAAGAUCCUCACCUAAGAGAUAAGAGCACCGACUGCUGUGGGGAUAAUGAUCCCAUUGACGUCUGUGAAAUAGGCUCAAAGGUUCUUUCCCGUGGAGACGUGGUCCAUGUGAAGAUCCUUGGGACUUUGGCACUUAUUGAUCAGAGUGAAACAGAUUGGAAAAUAAUUGCUAUCAAUGUGAAUGAUCCUGAGGCUGAAAAAUUUCAUGAUAUUGAUGAUGUUAAGAAGUUCAAACCAGGUUACCUGGAAGCCACUCUCAAUUGGUUUAGACUCUAUAAGGUACCAGAUGGAAAACCAGAAAACAAGUUUGCUUUUAAUGGAGAAUUCAAAAACAAGGCUUUCGCCCUCGACGUUAUUAACUCUGCACAUGAACGUUGGAAAGAGAUGGUUAUGAAGAAGUGUGACAAGGGAGCCAUCAGUUGUGUAAAUGUGCACAUCUGCGAUAGCCCUUUCCACUGCACUAUGGAGGAAGCAAGAUCAUUGGUUGAAUCGGUUCCAACACCUUCGAUGAAUAAGGAAAGCAAUGUAGAGGAAGAAGUGUGGCACUUCCUCCGCAACUGAUGGGGACACAGGGCUUCUGCACCGAGAUGUCAACCUCUGGGGACACGGGGCUUCUGCACUGACGUCAGCCUCCAGGGACUCCCGGGGUUCCUUCUCCUUUAGUGCUCUUGCCGGGCACCUGGAUGGCCAUCUGAUGACUUCCUGUCAGACAUCACUGUUAAAACUUUUAAAAUAAACUUGUAAAUAAAUACUAACAUUUUGAACUUC
Molecule: messenger RNA, 2430 nt
Organism: Mus musculus (house mouse)
Lineage: Eukaryota; Metazoa; Chordata; Mammalia; Rodentia; Muridae
Gene: Ppa2
Product: pyrophosphatase (inorganic) 2
Exons: 8
Coding region: 1582-2223 (213 amino acids)
Biological process (GO): phosphate-containing compound metabolic process; diphosphate metabolic process; regulation of mitochondrial membrane potential
Cellular component (GO): cytoplasm; mitochondrion
Molecular function (GO): inorganic diphosphate phosphatase activity; magnesium ion binding; protein serine/threonine phosphatase activity
Source: RefSeq, a predicted model, not a curated record